GGGGCUACAGCGUGGCCGGGGCCAGAGGAGGAGGCUUUUAUUCGGGGGCGGGAGCGUCACGAAAGUGCGAUAAGAAAAGGAUUUUGCGACCGGGAGGCAGAAGUGCUGCUCUUUGGUUUUCCAGGGAGUAAAGGGGGAGCAGCGGGUGCAUGCAUGGGUGAUGCGUGGUGGUAACGAAUUCUUCCCGAGCCCUUAUUGUGUGCCAGGCACUGUGUGGAGCCACUUGUGUGCCUCUCGUGUACUCCCGCACCCUGGGGAGGUCGGUGCGAUGACUUUCCUCAUUUUCCAGCGGACUCGGCGGUCCCGCGGUGGAGGGACCUGGUCAGAGGCAUGCAAACGGUUGAAUUGACCAAAGCAAUGGUUAUGGAGAAGCCUAGUCCCCUGCUGGUCGGGCGGGAAUUCGUGAGACAGUAUUACACACUGCUGAACCAGGCCCCAGACAUGCUACACAGAUUUUAUGGAAAGAACUCUUCUUAUGUCCACGGGGGAUUGGAUUCAAAUGGAAAGCCAGCAGAUGCAGUCUACGGACAGAAAGAAAUCCAUAGGAAGGUGAUGUCACAAAACUUCACCAAUUGCCACACUAAGAUUCGCCAUGUUGAUGCUCAUGCCACUUUGAAUGAUGGUGUGGUGGUCCAGGUGAUGGGGUUGCUCUCCAAUAACAACCAGGCUUUGAGGAGAUUCAUGCAGACAUUUGUCCUUGCUCCUGAGGGCUCUGUUGCAAAUAAGUUCUACGUUCACAAUGAUAUCUUCAGAUACCAAGAUGAGGUCUUUGGUGGCUUUGUCACUGAGCCUCAGGAGGAAUCUGAGGAAGAAGUAGAGGAACCUGAAGAAAGACAGCAAACACCAGAAGUGGUACCUGAUGAUUCUGGAACUUUCUAUGAUCAGACUGUCAGCAAUGACUUGGAAGAACAUUUAGAGGAACCUGUUGCUGAACCUGAGCCUGAUCCUGAACCAGAACCGGAGCAAGAACCCGUAUCUGAAAUCCAGGAGGAGAAGUGUGAGCCAGUAUUGGAGGAAACGGCUCCUGAGGAUUCUCAGAAGAGUUCUUCUCCAGCACCCACAGACAUCGCUCAGACAGCGCAGGAAGACUUGAGGACAUUUUCCUGGGCAUCUGUGACCAGUAAGAACCUUCCACCCAGUGGAGCUGUUCCAGUUACUGGGAUACCACCUCACGUUGUUAAAGUACCAGCUUCACAGCCUCGCCCAGAGUCUAAGCCUGAAUCUCAGAUUCCACCGCAGAGGCCUCAGAGGGAUCAAAGAGUUCGAGAACAACGGAUAAAUAUUCCUCCCCAGAGGGGACCUAGACCAAUCCGUGAGGCUGGUGAGCAAGGCGAUGUUGAACCUCGAAGAAUCGUGCGACACCCUGACAGUCACCAACUCUUCAUUGGCAAUCUGCCUCAUGAGGUCGACAAAUCAGAGCUUAAAGAUUUCUUUCAAAAUUAUGGGAAUGUGGUGGAGCUGCGCAUUAACAGCGGUGGGAAAUUACCCAAUUUUGGUUUUGUUGUGUUUGAUGAUUCUGAGCCUGUCCAAAAGGUCCUUAGCAACAGGCCCAUCAUGUUCAGGGGUGAGGUCCGUCUGAAUGUGGAAGAGAAGAAGAAUCGAGCUGCCCGGGAAGGAGACCGGCGAGAUAACCGCCUGCGGGGACCCGGAGGCCCUCGAGGUGGGCUGGGUGGUGGAAUGAGAGGCCCUCCCCGUGGAGGCAUGGUGCAGAAACCAGGAUUUGGAGUGGGAAGGGGAAUUGCUCCAAGGCAGUGAAUUGCUCUUCACUGAUCUUCACGCAGCAGUACAAACCCCGUUCCUGCAGAAUGGUGAUUUCUUCAACCAUCCUUUGGUAUCUUGCAGUAUGACCCUGGUCUCUUAUAAACUGCUUAAGUUUGUACAAUUUUACUUUUUGUGUUAAUGGUGUGUGUUCCCUCCCUUCCUCUUUUCUCUCCUCACCUUUUAUUCCUUCACUUCCAAUUUUGUGGAAUGAUAUUUUAGGAAAAAUGGAUUUUUAAAGAAGAAAAAAAAAAGACUGAAUUUCCUUGCAUUAGUUUGCAUAUACAGACUGGAUUUUUUUUUUUUAAACAGCCAUUUCCCCCAAAGGAAUGUGUCGCUUAUUACUGACAUUUGGUAUGUUUCAUUCAUUGGGAUAUUUCUUACUUAUUUUCUACAUGUUUCAAAAGCCUUUGAGAAAUACAGGAUUUGAUAAACAUUUUGAAGGCAGGAAAAACCCCAAAAUUGUUUCUUUUGAGAGUCAUGACUACCUUCUGGUGUGGAGAAACUGCCAUUGGAAAAAUUGACAAUUUUGAUUCUCGCUGGUAUGGAUAAAAACUGAAUAAAAGAUGUUAGUGAAGUUUUUUCUUUUGGUAUGUGAUCACAAAACAAUUAUAAAAUCCACUCUUUUUACCAUUGAAAUUUAAAUUGUGAGAUAGGUUUUAAAUGUCUAGAAUGCAACUGAUGUGCUUUUCUUAAAUUAUUAGGGGUUUUUUUGAAGUAGAAUUUAUUUUCAUGUUUAAUUUGUAUUUGUUAAACAAACAAGAAAAGACAACACCCUCCCCACCACAAUCCGAGGAACACAAAACCAGAGCAAAACUGUUGUGCCUUCUAUUUAUCUUUGAUUCCGGUCUUGGCAAUUGUUUAAAGAAAAAUAAUAAAAAAAAGUCUAGAUUUGUUUUUUUCCAGGUUCAGAGUAUGUUGGGAAUUGUGGAACCCCUCUUUCACUGUGCGUCUUCUGUUCACUUGUUAUGCUUUAGUCUGAAAUUGAGUCUCAAACUGGAAUGCCUUGAGGACGGGUGCUUCUGUAGAGGUCCUUUGACCUAAAUAGCUCAGCAUUUUAUUUUGGUAUCUAUUCAGAAUUCUAAUCAGCCCACAAGAAGGAAUGUGAUUUUCAUAUUGGACUUUGCUGAUAUGCUUGAGUGUCUGCUAGUCUUUUUCCUUUAAAUCAUAGCUAUACGGUAAAUUUUCUGUUUUACUGGUUCUCUUUUAUCGAUGGACAUGCAGUGGGUGUUUCUUUGAAAUGGCCAAUUCUUAUUAAAAUAUUUCUGGGAAGAAAAUUUAAUCUGACAUGUAGGUUAAUACUCGUUUUAUAUAGUAUGUUUGUUGAGUGCUGUGUAUGACUUGGGUGAAGGGUUUGUUUACACAUUUGUGAAGCAAGCCUUUGUGUAGUAUCUUAUCAUUGUUACUAGUUGAAGGGCAACAAGGCUGUCAAAUUUAACUUAUUUUCUUCUUAACAGUAUUCAUCUUUAGGACUGUUGUUUGAGGAUAGUGUGAGUAGGAAUAGGAAUGUUUGUUUUGCUGUUACUGGGAAACUAGGUUUGCUGAAGGGUGUAGUCUUAAACUAAAAUGAAAUUUGAUGUUAUCAGUUGGUCCUCAAUACCUCAAAUAUUUGAAAAUUGGCAGCAUCUCCUUCAUAUAAAGAAACUUAUAUAACUGAAUCACACGGCUGUUUUGGUGUUCAGUUUAAAUGAUUAUUUGGUAACCACUUCAUUUGGCCUAGCCAGUGAUAAUUAGGAGAAAUCCAGCUUAUACUUCUGUAGCUUAUAUUAAGCUUGUUGUGGAAAGGAAAAAAACUUAGCCUGAGUUAUUUUUGCAGUAACUGUAAAGACAUAAAUUAUGGAUAACCUAGAAAUCAUUUUUCACAAGUGAAUACUAAACCAUGCAUUUCAAAAUAGGAGUUCUUUCUACUCAGGUUUAAGGGUACUAACUAGAUGCCGUGGUACCCAAUUUGGGGCUGUUAUAUCCUAGACUAGAGGACAUUGGAAAUGUGUGAGGUUGUGAAGGGUGUUGGAGGGGGACACUGCAUUUGGCAUUUAGUGGGUAGGUAUCAACAAUGCACAUGUUCUGUAAAAAUGAAGCAACUGCAUUAAAAAUAGAUAGUUUCCUAUAAAUGCAUGAUGGGCGGAGCAGUGGAUUACUACAACUGGAGUUGAAGACUCAUUCCUUUGCAGUAAAGCUUCAGAUAAAUAAAAAUAAAUGAAUUAGCAAAUAGAUAGCUCUUUCAGCAAUUAUAGUAACAUCUACUGUAAGUUAUCUCAUUUUCCUUCAUUUGUACCAAUAUGUGGUUUUAAAAAAUUUUUGGAGAAGGUAGCAUUAUGCUAGAUGCUGCUUGUAACUUGUUGCAGGGAGUUACUGUGUAAUCCCAGAAAACAAAAGUUUACUUGAGUAAUUUCAGCUCAUCAGAAUUUGGGUGAUUGUGGAGUUUUGAAUAGCAUAGGACUUUUAUAUGUAGGAUUUAGCAUCAUGUUUUAACACUAUAAAAAUCCUGGUAUCUUUGUUUCCAUUAUUGCUGAUGGAAUAAACAUGAUACCGUAGAGAUACAUAUAUUCACACAGAUACAAAGUGAAAAUAAAAUAAGGCAAGAUUUUUCUAUAGGCAGCAUCAGCUCAUCAUAUUCAAUCUUUUCAGGUUUUAAAAUAUAAUUUUUCAUUUCUAGGAAUGGCCCAGUGUCUAGUUCUUUUCUACUGAGCUUAACACCCUUACUUACUUAUCUAGUAACUUACUAGGUAUAAGAUUAGUUCAAUGUGCAUCUUCAUCUUUUAAGAACUGUUGAAAAUAAAUACACCUUGGGACUUAAAAAAGUACUUUUAUUUGCUUUUAUGGUGAGGUUGGUCUUGACUUGUGUAUGCCUUUGUUCUCAACUUUUUGAGCUUUUGCUGGGGAGCAGUGAAAAGAAUUAUCCAAAAAUAAUUAUUUGAGUAGGUUACUGCACAGUAUUAGUUAAAUUGCACUUUAGUUUAGGUUGGAAAAAUAAUUUUCACGACUCUGUGGAUUAGGUACUGUUUUCCCCAAAGUAAUAGAUAAAGGAGAAACGGCAUCAGGGCAGCUAUGUGACUAGGCCUCCAAACCAUCCAUGUAGCAAGGAGCAGAUUGACCUCCGAAACUGAUGCUUUUUCUCCAAAACCAAAAUGCCUACAUAUGUACAUUUGAAUGACAUAUCAAUAUAUAGGAUAUGACCAUAUAAUUACUACAGUAUAGAAACCAGGGUCUAUAAAACAUUCAUAACAAGGUUAGCAUUUCUGUUCUUCAUUUCCAUAGGGUAAAUAAUAUAAUGUAAAUGAUUUGUAUAGGGCUUCUUUUGAUAUGCAGACUAUUUGGUAACAAUAAUGACUUAUUAGAUUAAUUUCUUAUCUGGUUUGAUAAUACAUUUAGAAAUCUGGAUGUGAAUAAUAUUUUUAUCAGAGCAUAAUCCAGGUGAAUUUAUAGCAGUUAUGUUUUGUGCUUAUAACUGCCAUCCUCUGAUACUUCCUUCACCCCUUUAUUUGAAAAUCCUUGUAGAGUUUAAUGAGUUAGUGGAAAAUGAGGCACUUUAUAGAAAAUAAUUCGUUAGAAUCUGUAUGGAAAUAAUCUUCCUAUGAGGUUUAAAUUUGUAGACCAUUGUUUAUGCUGAAUGGCCUAUUUCUUUUAUGUAAAUGGUUGCAUUUGUCAAACCUACUGAUCUAAAGAUAUCUUUUAUAUUGAAGUUUUAUUUUUGUGCUACUUAAAAGAAUUUCUGCAGGAACUGCAUACAGAUGACCUUUUAAUUAAGCAAUCUUGAACUUUAAAAAGAAGCAACUUCAACAUUUAUUUGAAUAUAGGGUUCUAGCUAAUUGCCUAAUAUACUGAAAAUGGGCAUUGGAUAAUCAUGACAGUCUUUCACAAAUGUUUAAAAACCUUAGGAAUGAAUGUUAGCAACUUAGCAAUGUCUUAUGUGGAAUGAGGUUGUAGAUUUAACUUGCUGAUCAAGUAUUGGCUAUGUGGUACUAGAUAAUUAUAUAAGGAUUUCUGCUUUUAAGGUAGUAAUUCCUUUUGGGAUUUUCAUUUGUGUAUACUGUGAUAUUGAAGUUCUGGGGACCAUAGGCAGGCUUGUGAAUUCUUACUAAACUAAAGGAAAAAUGGUGGCACAUGUGAGAUUAAACUUCCAUUUAUAUUCUUUUUAGUGACUAUGUAUGUAGCUCAGAGUAAUGCUGAAAUUAGACUGCUUUGCUUGUGCUUUCAUGAAACAGUCUCUCAUCGUGGCCUGAAUGAAUAAAGAGUUGAUUAGAGGUGGCCUAAAAGCACUAGUUUUAUUUGUUUUGAUUUAUGCUACAGUAUGGCUUAGAAUAAAGGUUGUUCGCUUUUUGAUUAUGUCACUUAUUUUGAAAACCUUGGAUAGUCUUCUUCUCCAAUUUCCAUUUGAACCUGGUAGCUUUUUUUUUUUUUAGUUCCCUGAGAGAAGAAAAUAGUAUUGGAAGUCAGUUCCACUAUUACUCCCAUAAACCAUGUGACCUGGCCAACUAGAAAUCCACACGUUUUGCACUUUGAAACGUGGCCCAUGUCACAGAUUCCAAGGGACUUGCAUCUACCCAAUGUGUCUUAUUUUCUUAAAAAAAGAAAAUUAAGGGAUGUUUACCAAAAAUUUACUAUUGAAUUAUUUUAACAAAUCUUUUUUCAUAAACCCACUUAGGGGAAGUUUGCCUAUUUUGGUAGUAAUUUCAGGGAUGAUCAUAUCUUCUUUAAUCUAGAUAUAAGCAGUUUUAACUAUUGUUAUAAUUAUCCAUUUUGGUUACUGAAACUUUCCCCAAGCUUUGUUAGAACCACCUAUUUUACUUUGGAUUUUAUUUAAAUUCUUAAAUGUCUUUGUGAAGAUUGUGUAUGUAUACUGAUUUGGCCCUUUUAAAUGAAGGCAUGCUGAGAAGCUGGCAUAAGGGAGUAAGGAGAAGAAAAGAACUUCCCUUCCUUUAAAGAUUCAGUGCACACUUAAGUAGAUUGUAGAACAUAACUUGUUAAAAAAAUUCAUAUAGGUAGUUGUUAGCUUUUGAAGAUGAGUGACGUGGAGGUGGAACUUAGCUGAUGGUAUAGAAAUCAUUUUGUGAAUUAUAAGGAAAAAAACCAUAAUUUUUAAAUGAGAAACAAUUGAAUGUUUCCUUAAAAGAUUUCUUCUCAUUCUGAUUAUUAGCACAAGCGACAGAAGAGGCUCCUAGAAUUCAUUGAAUCAUAGAAAAUUAGUGCUGGAAAGGACUAAAAUGAUUUGUAUAACACCUUCAUUUUUCCAAAGAUCUAGGUGCUCAGAGAAUUAAUUAUUGGCACAGAGUCCCAGAUCGGCCUGUAGAAGUAACACGGAGGGGAUUGCUAGUCCUCCCUGGGCUGGCUGAAGAUCCGGAUAUGGGAGAAAGGGGAAGGAGCCACAUUUUACAUGCUCACUCAGUUGCUCCUAUAUAGCUCAGUUUUCAUACCUAGGUUUACUCCAUUUCCUUAGAACUGUCUUAAUGCCCACUUCUACCAGGGCCUGUUGAAAGACAUUAACAUGUGCUCCCCUCAGGGAUGGGUUUACUACUAGCUGUCAGAAAGCUAUUGGGUAUCCUAAUGUGUUAAUAGCUGAAACUCAGCUGUAAUUUUCUCCUAAAUCUGUCAGCAUUUUACAUUCUGUACAUUGUGGUGCUUUUCCACCUUGUAUUAUAACUGUAAGCUCCUAAGGGGCAGCCAUUUGGUCUUAGGCAGGUACCCUGUUCAGUGCCUGGCAGUGCCGUGUGUGUAUCAGGGUCCUAACCUUCCUUUCCAGUGAUUUUCCCCAUUCUUCAUGGAAGCGAUGCUCCAGCCAUCCUGAACUACUCCUGGCUCCUCUGAGAGGCCAGGCAUUGCGACUCCGUGGCUUCAAGUCCUCUCUCUUCCCUGAAGAUACACUUGCAUCUGCUCUCCCCCGUCCAGAUUCCUUGCCAUCAAAGUCAUUUUUUUGAAGAUCCAGUUCAAGAACUAAUUGUUAUUUUUCCCUGAGAGAGAAAAGAUCUGCAACAGGAGCGGGGAACCUUUAUUUGGUGGUUGAUCUGGCCAGAAUUUGAAAUGAGGAACAAACUCAUUCCCAUCUUCUUUCCUUCCACAUUGUCCCUUCUGUUUGACAGUCUGUCCCAAUCUUCAUUUUUUAAAAAUAUGUGUUCCUAGAGCACUUUCUACCUUUCUCCUAGCUGAAAACUUAUGCCUUCAACCUGGAAUUAGAAUGACCUGUAUCUGUUAUACUACAUCAUUAGACCACAGCUCCUAGAGGACAAGGACUGGGAAAUUAAUCCCAGCACUCCACCAAAGGUACAGUGACUAUAGGAAAGAGGCAUUUAAUGAUGACUCAUUGAGUUGAAUGAAUUAAUGUAUUUCUGUUUUCAUUUUCAAAAGGGAGGUAUGCCUAGAGCCAGGACUUAAUUGAAUAAAUUUUAGGCACUAUGACAUUUCAUAGUGGAGGGGAUUGUUGGGAAAUUUUAAGGGGGCUGGGGGAGUGGAGGAGAGAGGAAGUCACUGGUCAUUUUGAGGUACUUCCAUCCUUGGCCUGACUUAAGUGCCCAGUAUAUCCCAGGCAUUUGUUUGUAUGUAGAAGAAUUUUAUGUGCCAAAUUUCAUUUCUUUUCACAAGCCUACUCCAUUGUUCUUUCAGUUCAUGUCAUCACCCAUGCCCCAAGUCUAAGUUGUCUGCUUCCCUUUUUCUUGCUCCCCACAUCCAGUGUCCAGCUAAGUCUUACCAGUUCUACCUCAACAGUCUUUUCACAUCUCUUCCUCCUCACUGGGACAAUUUCAGUGGCCUCUCAGCUUCCUUGACCUCUUCUUACCCCAGCCUACUUAUACCCCAUGCUAGAUUCAUCUUACUGAAACAGCUCUGACUAUGGUCCCAUGUAUGUGUUCUAUCUCCCCUGCUAGACUGUAAGCUCCUGAUGGGCAGGAUCUGUGUCUGAGUCAUAUUUGUAUCUCCCUAGUGCACAUAUCAAUAAAUAUUUCUUGAAUUAAUAAUA
Molecule: messenger RNA, 8707 nt
Organism: Myotis lucifugus (little brown bat)
Lineage: Eukaryota; Metazoa; Chordata; Mammalia; Chiroptera; Vespertilionidae
Gene: G3BP1
Product: G3BP stress granule assembly factor 1
Exons: 12
Coding region: 331-1755 (474 amino acids)
Cellular component (GO): ribonucleoprotein complex; cytosol
Molecular function (GO): mRNA binding
Source: RefSeq, a predicted model, not a curated record